AUGACAUUGAUUUUUUGCAUGAUACUUUUUUCCAAUUAUAAUUUUAAUAAACGAAAAGAACUUUCUAUUCAAGUUCGAGAACAAGUUCAGAAUCAGGAAUAUAGUUUAAGAUAUCAAUCGGCUAUUACUUUUGAAGAUAUCAGUGAAUUUAUUUAUAAUUCUUUACUAUCUUUAGAAGGAACGAAUGAACAAUAUGAAAGUGAUUCUUCUGAGCUUUAUAUUAACUUUGAUAUUCGAUUAUCUCAAGAUAGCAAUGAAUUAGCAUUAGAUAAUAUAAAUGAAUAUUAUAAGACAUUAGAUAAUCUUUGGCUAUAUUUGUGGAAAGAGUGGUAUUCUUAUAACAAAUGGGUUUUAUGGGCAAAAGCAGCAGAUAGCAAAAUUAGUUAUAUCAAAACCACUAUGAUUAUAGAGUUGCAUUGGCGACAUGUGCGACAAAAUAAUAAUUAUCCAAUUAUUGGAAUACAUGAAGAUGAAAACUAUAAACUUUUUAAUUUUCAAAAUGAUAAUAAUGCUAUUAUGAAUAUUCCUAUUUAUUAUAAUUCAAUUGAAAUCAAUGAAGAUAAUCUUGAAAGUGACAAUGAAGAAGAAGAUCUAAAUAAUUUUUAA
This is a messenger RNA of Dentiscutata erythropus, 606 nucleotides long. The record is from the annotation of a GenBank genome assembly. Lineage: Eukaryota; Fungi; Glomeromycota; Glomeromycetes; Diversisporales; Gigasporaceae.